GAUUGUCUCUUUAUAAAUUUAUCCGGCAAGCUUUUUUCCAGCUUCUUUCCUUUCUUUUCUUAUUUUAAACUGCCGAGUGUACAAAGACGACCCUAGCAUAAACCUGCUUCUUCUCUCUUCUUUUCGGUGAAAACACAGCAAUGAAUUCUCAGGAGGGCUAUGUCUCUGAUCGCGCCAUUGUGUCCAUGACCAAUGUCAAUCCCAUGCGAGAGACAUUCAACGCUUCGGCGCACCUCAUAUUCAACCCGGACGCAGAAAUACUAAACAUUGGCGUGGCUCAAAACGACCUUAUGCAGGAUGUGUUGAAAGACAAAGUUUCGACGUCGCUUGAGUUCCAGGCUAAGGACACGGGCUAUGGCGAUCCACAUGGUUCCAAAAAACUUCGGGACUUGGUUGCCGGGCUCAUCAACCGCAACUUCCAGCCUGUUUUGCCCUUGAUCACGGACCACAUCCUGACCACAACCGGUGCUGGCGCAGCCGUGUUUUUCCUUACGCUAGGCAUUACUAAUCCAGGCGACAGCGUCUUGGUCAUUGCGCCAUACUACGGCAACUUUGACUCGGACGUCUGUGUUGGCACCCAAGUCGAUAAUGUUCCCUUUUAUCCGUCGGUUACAGACGAUGGCGACGUUUCCAUUGACAUGGACCGGCUGGAAGAAUGUUUCCAAAACGCUAAAGAAAAGAACAACAAGAAUAUAAAGGCGGUAUUGAUUACAAAUCCACACAACCCGUUGGGCAAGUGCUUCUCGCGUGAGUCGUUGGAAACAGUGCUCAAGUUUGCGUCAAAGCACACUUUACACGUCAUCUCGGAUGAAGUGUAUGCCUUAUCCACAUUUAGCCACAUUCUGGAUGAAAAGCAGGAGAAUCCUUUUACCUCUCUGCUAAGCUUUGGAAAUCUCGAUCAAUUGAUUGACCCAGCCUUGGUGCACGUGAUAUAUGGGUUUUCCAAGGAUUUCUGUUUGAAUGGAUUCCGCGUCGGCUUCAUCAUUGACCAACACAAUACCAAACUGCGCCAAUAUUUGAAAUCGUCAGCUUUGUUCAGUUAUAUCUCAUCUAUUAUGGACCGACUGCUGCGCAAUAUGCUAGAAGAUGCCGAAUGGGUGGAUAGUUUCUUUGCCACAAACCAACGACGGAUCGCCGAUGCAUACAAGUGUGCGACAAGUCUACUCGACAAGCACGGACUGAAUUACAUCCCAUCCCAGGCUGGUCACUUUUUAAUGGUUGACGCAACGUCUCAUCCUAAAAUAUCCACUGUUGACGAUGAAAAGGCAGUUUUCUUUGCUUUAUUGGAGCAAGGCGUAUACAUUGCUCCUGGACAUAUCUUCCACACGCGCAAGCCAGGCUAUUUCCGACUGACCUUUACUCUCGAUCGCCAAAAGCUAGAGACUGGCCUCUCCAAGUUGGCUAAAGUGUUACAGCAGCUUUAAAUAAAACAUGCUGAUUCAAACCAAUGCAAUAAAGUACCUUGAACACACGGAUUGUGAGACAUGACCUGCAAAUAUUUACACGGAACCACUAUUUAUAAAGCAUCUAUGAUAC
Zychaea mexicana is the source of this 1536-nucleotide messenger RNA. RefSeq names its product pyridoxal phosphate-dependent transferase. The coding region runs from base 141 to 1424 and encodes 427 amino acids. The transcript has 6 exons. Lineage: Eukaryota; Fungi; Mucoromycota; Mucoromycetes; Mucorales; Lichtheimiaceae. Gene Ontology annotation, biological process: biosynthetic process; amino acid metabolic process. Gene Ontology annotation, molecular function: transaminase activity; pyridoxal phosphate binding. The record is from RefSeq and is a predicted model, not a curated record.